AGGGCUACAGAAGCCGAGGCUUGGCUGUCUUUUUCAAAGCAACUCAGUUAACUGCUCUGUUUUGUAAGGGCCAUUACCCCUCUAGUCUAAAAUAGUGGCAUCUAGGCAAUAACAUGAAAUCCGUUAUAUUUUUAUGUACUACCUCGUUGUUAGUACUGUUUACGGCAGUACGCUGCGAGAAAAAGGAUUCGGUUCCCGAAGGCAAUCUCAUAGUUUUGACUGUUGCUACUGAAGAGACAGAUGGCUUUCGGCGUUUCAUGAGAUCAGCUCGACAUUUCAAUUACACUGUCAAGGUGUUAGGGAAAGGGGAGAAAUGGAACGGCGGUGGCUACAAGACCCCCCCAGGAGGAGGUCAGAAGGUGCGCCUCCUCAAAGCUGCCCUGGAGGAGGUGACGGAGGAGGACAAGGUCGUCCUCUUUACUGACAGCUACGACGUGGUGUUUGCCUCCGGGCCCAAGGAGCUGCUGAAGAAGUUCCAGCAGGCUAAGCAUAAGGUGGUCUUCUCCUCAGAGACUCUGAUCUGGCCCGACCGACACCUGGAGGACAAGCACCCCUACCCCAGAGAGGGCAACAGGUUCCUGGGCUCAGGAGGUGUCAUCGGUCAUGCUUCUAACCUGAAAGAACUGGUGGCCAGCUGGACUGGGAAGGACAAUGAGAGCGAUCAGCUCUUUUUUACCAGGAUUUACAUCAACCCAGAGAAGAGGAAAUCCAUAAAUAUAACUGUGGACAACAAAUGCAGACUGUUUCAAAAUCUCAAUGGUGCACUGGAUGAAGUUGUGCUGAAGUUCGAGGAUGGACAAGUCAGGGCCAGAAAUGUGCUUUAUGACACCUUGCCAGUCAUCAUCCAUGGCAACGGACCCACCAAGCUCCAGAUCAACUACCUGGGCAACUACAUCCCCAAGCUGUGGACCUUUGAGACGGGCUGCACCGUGUGCAGUGAGGACCUGCGUCCGCUCACAGGCCUGAAGGAGACGGAGUAUCCGCUGGUGGUGGUGGGCAUCUUCAUCCAGCAGCCCACGCCCUUCGUCUCUGUCUUCUUCGAGCGCCUGCUGAAGCUCAAGUACCCCAAGAACAGACUCCGACUCUUCAUCUUCAACCAGGAGACUCAUCACGAGAACCAGGUGGUCAGCUUUGUGAAGGAUCAUGGGACAGAAUACCAGGGGGUGAAGCUGAUUGGCCCAGAGGAGGGUGUGGAUGUCAUCGAGUCCCGUAACAUGGGCUUUGCGGAGUGCAGAGAGGACAUUGACUGUGAAUACUUCUUCAGUGUGGACAUUGAGGUGGUCCUAACGAACGAUGACACUCUCAGGAGCCUCAUCGAGCUCAACAAGCCCCUGAUCGCCCCCAUGAUGACCAAGCCUGGGAAACUCUGGACCAACUUCUGGGGGGCUCUGAGUGCCGACGGAUACUACGCCAGAUCUGAGGACUAUGUGGACAUUGUGCAGGGACGCAGAAUUGGGAUCUGGAAUGUUCCGUAUGUGUCGCACGUGUUCCUGGUGAAGGCCAGUGUUCUGAGGGACGAGCUGAAAGCUGAGAAUGUCUUCAGCUCUGAAACCCUGGACCCCGACAUGGCGUUCUGCCGCCAGGCACGAGACCAGGGAGUGUUCAUGUAUGUAACAAACCUGCACACCUACGGACGAGUUCUGUCGAUGGAAACCUACCAGACGGGCCAUUUGCACAACGACCUCUGGCAGAUCUUCGAGAACCCUGUGGACUGGCAAGAGCGCUACAUUCAUGAAAACUACACCCGCAUAAUGAAGGACAAAUUAAUAGAAACUCCCUGCCCGGAUGUGUACUGGUUUCCCAUCUUCUCUGAGGUGGCGUGCGAACACAUCGUGGAGGAAAUGGAGCACUUUGGGCAGUGGUCUGGUGGUGCUAAUAAGGACACCCGUAUCCAAGGGGGUUACGAGAACGUGCCCACAAUAGACAUCCAUAUGAACCAGGUGGGCUAUGAGAAAGAGUGGCACAAAUUCCUGCUGGACUUCAUAGCCCCUAUCACAGAGAAGAUGUACCCAGGCUACUACACAAGGGCUCUGUUUGAUCUGGCGUUUGUAGUUAGGUAUAAGCCCGACGAGCAGCCCUCACUCAGGCCGCACCACGACGCCUCCACUUUCACUAUAAACAUUGCACUCAACCAAGUGGGCACUGACUACCAGGGUGGAGGUUGUCGGUUCCUGAGGUAUAACUGCUCUGUCCAGGCGCCCCGUAAAGGCUGGGCUAUCAUGCACCCCGGCCGGCUCACUCACUACCACGAGGGACUGCCCACCACGGGAGGCGUCCGCUACAUCGCCGUGUCCUUCGUUGACCCCUGAACACCUCCGCCGUGCCGGUGCCGCGCCGGUUCUGCACCGGUGGCUUCGGCUCCUCUGGUGCUGUUGUACCCUCCAUGCACUCCAGUGGGGCGUUUUCGUCUGUUGUCAAAGUUUCAGGGGAGCCAUGAGUCUAGUAUGAGUGCUUUAAAAGAUCAUUUCCAAACGCGGAGAGUGAUGUACUUUAGAGAUGGUGCCUUACGUUAGAAAGCCUGAAUGUGUGUGUGUGUUUUUUUUUUUGUAAAUUUGUAUACAGUGAACAAAGUUUUAUACGGAGAGGAUUGAUUAAAUCCCUUUGGCAACUGAAUCUGUGAACUCAGGCAUAUUGGACACUGCUUACAGUUGAAUUGAAGUCUUAUGCAAGUGGUGUGUUUUAGUAAAGUUUUGUAAUGCCAGGCCUAUUUAUUAGCAUGUGUAUUUGACUCUGUUGAGGGAAAUUAUUCCAAAGACAUAACUGGGAUAUUUGGAAUGUGCAAUAUUUGAAGAACGGAAUUUGAUGCACAUCUUGAAUUGGUUUUACACAUGUGCGUUGACCAUCCAAACCAGUUGCAUCACCACUUAAAGUAACAAAAAAUCAGAGCCAGUGUUUGUAUACUUUAUUACGACAUAUAGAAAAUAUUCUUCCUAUUUCUGUGAUUUUAGGACAACGGUUUUGUUAUUUUUAAAGGCAUACUGGCACAGCCUCGAGUCAAUAAAUAUGUUAACAAAA
Messenger RNA from Sardina pilchardus (European sardine), 3015 nucleotides. It is a transcript of the gene plod1a, whose product is annotated as procollagen-lysine, 2-oxoglutarate 5-dioxygenase 1a. Gene Ontology annotation, molecular function: procollagen-lysine 5-dioxygenase activity; L-ascorbic acid binding; iron ion binding. The transcript is spliced from 19 exons. Gene Ontology annotation, cellular component: endoplasmic reticulum. Lineage: Eukaryota; Metazoa; Chordata; Actinopteri; Clupeiformes; Clupeidae. The coding region runs from base 114 to 2309 and encodes 731 amino acids. The record is from RefSeq and is a predicted model, not a curated record. Gene Ontology annotation, biological process: peptidyl-lysine hydroxylation.